CUCUGACUGGCUUAUUUUCUUAAGAUGGGUGGUUGGCGUAAGACUCCAUUUUUUUCUGAUCUCACUUAUAAGACCCAACACUUAUCAAAAUGACUGACCUCAUAAAUAACUUGAGCAAAAGGCCAACAUUUUUGUUAAAUGGAGGGUGCCACUUUGCUGCUACUUCAUGUUACUCUUGUCUCUUCCUUUAUAGAUAUAUCGGGUACAUGGAAGCAGGAAAUCUAACAGGAAUUUUAGAGUUCAUCCUCCUUGGGUUCUCUGAGGAUCCAGAACUACAACCCUUCAUAUUUGGGCUAUUCCUGUGUAUGUUCCUGGUCACUGUGCUUGGGAACCUGCUCAUCAUCCUGGCCAUCUGCUCUGACCCCCACCUCCAUACCCCCAUGUACUUCUUCCUCUCCAAUCUGUCGUUGGUUGACAUCUGUUUCAGCACCACCAUAGUGCCCAAGAUGCUGGUGAACAUCCACACAGAGAACAAAGCCAUCUCCUACAUGGACUGCCUCACGCAGGUAUAUUUUUCCAUGUUUUUUCCCAUCCUAGACACUCUACUCCUUACUGUAAUGGCCUAUGACCGGUUUGUGGCCAUCUGCCACCCCCUGCACUACACAGUCAUCAUGAGCCCACGCCUCUGUGGCCUGUUGGUUUUUGCUACCUGGUUUGUUGGUAUCAUGACAUCCCUUCUUCAUAUCUCUCUGAUGAGGCACCUGAGCUUCUGCAGAGACCUUGAAAUUCCACAUUUCUUCUGUGAACUGACACAGAUUCUCAAGUUGGCCUGCUCUGAUACCUUUCUGAACAGCACGUUGAUAUACUUUAUGACUGGUGUGCUGGGUGUUUUUCCCCUUGUUGGUAUCCUUUUCUCCUACUCACAGAUUGCUUCAUCUAUAAGGAAGAUGUCUUCAUCUGGGGGAAAGCAAAAAGCAUUUUCCACCUGUGGGUCUCACCUCUCAGUUGUUUCUUUAUUUUAUGGGACAGGUGUUGGGGUAUACUUCACUUCUGCAGUAACUCACUCCCCCCAGAAAGUCUCAGUGGCUUCAGUGAUGUACACUGUGGUCACCCCCAUGCUGAACCCCUUCAUCUACAGCCUGAGGAACAAGGAUGUGAAGGGGGCACUGGGAAGCCUUCUCAGUAGAGUGACCUCUUGUCUGUGAUGGAUAUACUGGCCCUAGGACUAAGGAGUUUUCUGGAUCCCAAGGGCAAAACUUUGAUUCUAAAGUUUACUCUUGAAUCUUGCAAACUCUGUUUCACCCAGUCUUGAAGGAUCUAUGAUUACUCUCUCCUAGUUUUUACACACUUUUAAACAACUAAUUUCUGCAUAAUUUAUCUGAUGAUCUUUCUGCCCUAUCUGUUGUCCAAAAAAGUAUGUCCUCAGGAUGCCUGGGUGACUCAGAGGUUGAGCACCUGCCUUCGGCUCAGGGCAUGAUCCCAGGCCUGGGGAUCGAGUCCCACAUCGGACUCCCUGUGAGGAGCCCAAUCCUCCCUCUG
Messenger RNA from Canis lupus familiaris (dog), 1479 nucleotides. RefSeq names its product olfactory receptor family 7 subfamily D member 2 (gene OR7D2). The record is from RefSeq and is a predicted model, not a curated record. Lineage: Eukaryota; Metazoa; Chordata; Mammalia; Carnivora; Canidae. Gene Ontology annotation, molecular function: G protein-coupled receptor activity; olfactory receptor activity. The coding region runs from base 90 to 1145 and encodes 351 amino acids. Gene Ontology annotation, biological process: G protein-coupled receptor signaling pathway. The transcript has a single exon. Gene Ontology annotation, cellular component: membrane.